GGGUUCGAAUCCCUUCUAGCACAGUUGGCGUUAAGGAGAUGGUACUCGAAUUGUUAAGCAUAUUAGAGGAUGCUAAUUCGCAGCAAGACCACCUGGAUCGAGCAGCUGCGUACAUACAUAAGCUAAGAGAAAGGAUUGAAAGGCUGAAGCAGAAGCAGGAAUUAGGGAGGAUGCAUAAUAUGGCUGAAAGGGAUAUGGAUAUGGAGAGGGUUGAUUCAGCAAAAUUAGGGUUAAAGUUGCCUGUAGUUGAAGUGAGGCAUCAGGAGCAGAGUCUGGAGGUUCUUCUCAUCAGUGGCUUGAAGAAGAAAUUUUCACUGUCUGAGGUCAUUUGUAUCUUGGAGGAAGAGGGAGCUGAUGUGGUUAAUGCUAGCUUCUCUGUUGUGGGAAACAAGAUCAUCCACACUAUUCACUGUCAGGCUAUUUCGUCUAGAAUUGGGUUGGAGGCUUCGAUGGUGUCUCACAGGCUGCAACAAUUAAUUAGAUGAUCAAUUUAAAGCUUGCUUCUGCUUGUAUUUGUGAUAUUAGUUAGGAGGACACGUAGAAGAUGGAAUAGAAUGUAAUGUUAUAUUCUCUACCCUACAAUGAAGCAAUACACAUUUUCAUU
Phalaenopsis equestris is the source of this 604-nucleotide messenger RNA. RefSeq lists its product as uncharacterized. Gene Ontology annotation, biological process: regulation of transcription by RNA polymerase II. Gene Ontology annotation, molecular function: DNA-binding transcription factor activity, RNA polymerase II-specific; RNA polymerase II transcription regulatory region sequence-specific DNA binding. Bases 39 to 485 code for a protein of 148 amino acids. The record is from RefSeq and is a predicted model, not a curated record. Gene Ontology annotation, cellular component: RNA polymerase II transcription regulator complex. NCBI's taxonomy places the organism in Eukaryota, Viridiplantae, Streptophyta, Magnoliopsida, Asparagales, Orchidaceae. The transcript is spliced from 3 exons.